AUGCAGUGGAACGCAGUAGACGUCGUCGCGCUCGUCUCGUUCUGCGCUAUUCUUGCGCUCAUUGUCCGCCGCGCAUUCUCGCAGAAUGUUUUCCCGCCGGGGCCCAAGCCCAUUCCGCUCUUUGGGAACCUUUUCCAGCUCUCUCAGCAGCAGGAGUGGCUGCAGUUCACGGGCUGGGGCCAGAUAUACGGGGACGUCGUCACUAUGCGUAUCUUCAACAAACCGAUCAUACUCCUCAACUCCGCGCAGGCCAUCGUUGACCUCUUCGAGGCGCGCUCUGCCAUCUACUCGAACCGGCCCCAUCUCACUAUGGCCUGCGAUCUAAUGGGAUGGGGCGAAACGGUCGUGCUAAUGCCGUACAACGAGCGUUUCAAGAACUAUCGACGGCUCCUCAAAGUCGGCCUAAACACGCAUGUCACGCGCGAGUAUUGGCCGCUCAUGGAGAAAGAAAUAGCGCGCGAGCUCGUGUGGCUGCUCGACAACCCUGAUGCAUACGUGCAGUACUUCCGGCGCACCGCGGGCACUGUCGCUCUCAAGAUAGCAUAUGGGUAUCAGAACGAGAACAACGAGUUCAAGCAGAUCGUAAAGGACACUGAGGAUGCUCUGCGCAUGUUCGCAAUUGCUGCGCUCCCUGGCGUGUUCCUUGUAGACACGUUGCCCUUCCUACGCUUCCUCCCGCCCUGGUUCCCUGGUGCUGGAUUUAGGAAGCUGGGCAUGCGCACGCAGAAACUCAUCAAGGCCAUGAUCGACACGCCGUUUGGCAUGGUGAAGCGACAAGUGGAUGCAGGAACCGCUCCGCGGUCGUUCACCUCGGACUUACUGAACGAGCCCCAAGAAGAGCGCAGUACAGACGAGGACAUCAAAUGGGUGGCCGCGGGGCUCUAUGCCGGACAGUCUGACACGGCGCCACUUUCGACGUUUCUACUCUGCAUGAUGCUCUUCCCAGAUGUGCAGAAGAAGGCGCAGGCUGAGAUUGACAAGGUCAUCGGCGGCGACCGCCUUGCGUGCAUCGAAGACCGCGACUCGCUUCCGUACGUCGUCGCGGUCCUCAAGGAGGUCCUCCGCUGGCGCCCGGUCGUACCCAUGGUCUCGCAUUCCGUCACCCAGGACGACAUUUACCGCGGGUGGCACUUCCCCGCCGGCACCGCGCUCGUUGCCAACAUCUGGGCAGCGCUGCACGACCCCGCGCGGUACAACGACCCGGACGUGUUCCGGCCGGAGCGCUUCCUCGCGCCCGAGAACGCGCCGGACAGCUCGAGCUUCGCGUUCGGGUUCGGACGGCGCGCAUGCCCGGGCGAGGCCGUCGCGCACGCGUCGCUCUUCUGCACGCUCGCGCGCAUCCUCGCCGUGUUCGACAUCGCGAUGCCCGUGGGCGCGGACGGGGCGCCUGUCCGACCGAAGAUGGUAUGGUCGUCGGGGGUCACUAGCCACCCGGCUCCGUUCCAGGUGAAGAUCACACCGCGCUCGGACGCGGCUGUCGAGCUCAUCAAUCGGGCGCGAGACGAUGUGGAGUGA
Trametes versicolor FP-101664 SS1 is the source of this 1515-nucleotide messenger RNA. Its product is annotated as cytochrome P450. NCBI's taxonomy places the organism in Eukaryota, Fungi, Basidiomycota, Agaricomycetes, Polyporales, Polyporaceae. The record is from RefSeq and is a predicted model, not a curated record. The coding region runs from base 1 to 1515 and encodes 504 amino acids. The transcript is spliced from 10 exons. Gene Ontology annotation, molecular function: heme binding; iron ion binding; oxidoreductase activity, acting on paired donors, with incorporation or reduction of molecular oxygen.